CCGGAGUAUCCACGGGUAACAUGGUAGUUUACAAUAUGUCGGACGUGUAAGAACUUUAAACCUGUAGAUUUUGUGAUAAUCGCUCAGAACUUCUGUUGUACUGAAUAACAAAAAGUGAAAAUGGCUGCAGCAAUAGUUGAGGGUCCAGUCUUAGCCGACUCGAAUUUUAAAACCCGUCCGCCGUUCCAAUCAUAUUUACAAGUGGACACAAAUGCAGGUGGAAACACAGUGCAACAGAUUGAAAACCAUAGGCGGAUCCGACAGAUGAAAUUCCCCACCCUCAGCGGCAGGGCUGAUGUCGACUCUUUCAAAGCAUUCCCGGCAAAAGAUAUCGGGUUCAAACGCUGGAAUGAUGAAGGGGACUUCCGUGCUAACGCACCCUACCGGGAUUAUGAUAACAUCGUUGACCCCGUGUCUGGGUUUGUAUCGGCAGGGGGAGAUGUUGACAGGGGGACGGGACACAAGAAAAUAAGGCCCCUGGCCCAGCUGAACGAUGUUCCACAGUGCGCCGCACCCCAGAGCAAGCACUCGGACAGAAAGAAUUCCGAGAAGGCCCCUCCUGAACUCAGGCGCUCCAAUACUUAUGAACCUGGGGCACCGUCCUUCUGGAACAGUAGGAAAACUUCUGAUGAGUGGAUCAAGUCUCAGCUAGGAGGUUGGACCAGUGAUUAUGAUCCCCGUAAAGAGGCCCCCGAGACGUCACGGUGGAGGUCAAAGGACGGAAGUUACAAGCAGUCGGCCUUCGUUCCCAAACCUCCCUCUGAACAAAGCAAAGAUGGACGGGACCACCUCGCCCUCAAGUUUAUGUAUGGAUCCUCCACCCAAAAAUCUUACGAGGAGGUACCGUGGGAUAACAUGCUUCCCUCCAAACAGUGGGCGCCCGUCAGUACCCUGGAGGACAGGCCAGACAUGAUCUCCCAGACCUACACCCUCAAGAGAUACGACCCCGCGGCCCAGGAGUGGCAGGGUACCGGAAGAUCCUGGGACUGGUUCCAAAAAAGGCGUGGCUAUUACAAGGACGGACCAAUCAACUUCUCAAGCCCUUGCCCAAGAACUCAACAUAUACCGAACUAUAGCGGUUGUAUAGGGGCAGAUAACUUGGACGAAAAAGACAACCAGAAAGAGCCGUUUUAUCCUUAUACAAUCAAGAGAGUUAACAUUCCUAGAUAUAGCGAGACAGGACACCGGCCCAAUAUCCCUGGCUAUCAAGGCUGUACCCUGUGGCAGGGCGUGUAUGCCCCCGCCCACUCCACCAAAAUUGUCAAUGCUCAGAGUACCACUUCUACCGUUCACAAGUCAAUGCCAGUCUCUCCCAAUAACUCGAACCAUAAGAGAGACUCACAGAUGUCCAAGAUGGUGACCACGGUACCCCCCUGUAACCCAUUCAACCAAAUCAACAAACUGGAGGAGGUGCUAGAGAGCAAAGUGCAGUGAACCGUGAAAAUCCAAGGUCACACGAAGGUCAUUUACUGAUAAAGACUUACCUGUACUUGUGAAGAUGCUCAAUGUUUGUCCCCCUAAAUUUCUUCUUGACCCUUGCCUGACUUAUGUUUUAUCAUCUGUUGAGCUAUGCUGUUAAUUUUCUUUAAUUCAGUAGGGUUAAAACAAAGGAGUAAUUGCAUGUACUUAUCAUGUGAAAUAUUUGCUCAUUUGUUGAUAGAAUUUCUAAAGAAAAAUAAUUAUAUGUCAUCUGAAUUCUAUUGAACCCGAUUUGGAUUCUCUUGUGUCAUUUAAAGUUUUUCCUUGAUGGGUAUAUUUUAAAACUGCAUUCUGGGUAUUUUUAAAAACUGCCUUGCGAGUUUAAAUUAGACGUUAGUGUGCCCUUAGCAAAGAAGUUUGUGUCAAAGUGCAAGAUUAAUCAGUAUUAUUUAUUGUUAUCGUUAAACUGAUUUCAUUGUUAAAUUCAAUGUAUUUGAGACCAUUUUUCAUAUUAGAUUUAGUCUAGAUUAUAUAACUUUUUUAAAAAUUUAUAUUUAUAUCCUGAAGGGAAUUUUUUUUGUCACAUUUUUUG
Magallana angulata is the source of this 2011-nucleotide messenger RNA. Its product is annotated as spermatogenesis-associated protein 48-like. The record is from RefSeq and is a predicted model, not a curated record. NCBI's taxonomy places the organism in Eukaryota, Metazoa, Mollusca, Bivalvia, Ostreida, Ostreidae. The coding region runs from base 121 to 1434 and encodes 437 amino acids. The transcript has 10 exons.